Parasteatoda tepidariorum (common house spider) is the source of this 6078-nucleotide messenger RNA. RefSeq names its product spermatogenesis-associated protein 20. NCBI's taxonomy places the organism in Eukaryota, Metazoa, Arthropoda, Arachnida, Araneae, Theridiidae. Gene Ontology annotation, biological process: carbohydrate metabolic process. The record is from RefSeq and is a predicted model, not a curated record.
AGCAGAAAUUGAAGAAGUUUCGGUAUUUGAUCAGAAGAUGAAAUUUUUACUAUCACAGUAACUGAAAUAUAUUGGAUUUAAAGUGAAAACAAUUUAUUAAAUUAUGUUUCAAUAUAGUGGAUGAUGUUUAAAAUAAGUAAUUUCACCAGGCAUUAUUUUACCAGAAAAACUCUGAUUGAUGUUCUUGUGCGAAAAAUAAAUAUCCCCUGUCUGCUCACUGCGCAUAAGGUGCUGUUUAAACAACAUAGGUCUUCCAAUUUUGAGCUUAUGCGAAUGGCUUCUUCCUCCGAAACUGGAGGUUCUCAGCCAACAGAGGAAAAGAAGUUUAAAAAUAAGUUAUGUUUAGAAAAAUCACCCUAUUUACUGCAACAUGCAGCAAAUCCAGUUGAAUGGUAUCCGUGGGGACAAGAAGCUUUUCAAAGAGCCUUAGAGGAAGACAAGAUGAUAUUUCUAUCUGUGGGUUAUUCCACCUGUCACUGGUGUCACGUGAUGGAGAGGGAAUCUUUCGAGAAUGAAGAGAUCGCCAAAGUAAUGAACGAAAGCUUCGUCAACAUAAAAGUGGACAGGGAAGAGAGGCCAGAUGUUGACAAAGUGUACAUGACAUUUGUUCAGUCAACUACAGGUGGCGGUGGAUGGCCCAUGAGCGUAUGGCUUACACCUGAUUUGAAACCUAUUUUGGGAGGGACAUACUUUCCACCUGAUGACCGCUAUUAUGGGCAGCCAGGUUUUAAGACAAUUGUGACACAUAUUGCUCAACAGUGGCAGGUGAACCGAGUGAAAGUGAUGGAACAGGGGAGUAGAAUUCUUGAAAUUAUAACUCAGUCUAUGAGUUUGAAGGCGUUCUCUGAGUCUGGAAAAAUGCCUCCCAGCAUGGAUUGCAUCAAAAAUUGUUUUCUUGAGCUACUUCAUACAUAUGACAAAGAAUAUGGUGGAUUUGGAAGUGCACCCAAGUUCCCUCAACCAGUCAUCUUCAACUUUCUCUUUCGGAUGUACUCAACGGAUCCGGAGUCGAAAGAUGGGAAGGAAGCUCUCGAAAUGGCAUUGCACACAUUGAAAACGAUGGCUCGUGGAGGAAUACAUGAUCACAUAGCCAAGGGUUUUCACCGGUAUUCUACUGAUCAAUUCUGGCACGUUCCCCAUUUUGAAAAGAUGUUGUAUGAUCAGGGCCAGUUGGCUGUUGCAUAUUUAGAUGCAUAUCAAAUCACGAAAGACAAAUUUUUUUCUGAUGUUGCUUCUGACAUUCUAGAAUAUGUUUCCAGAGAUCUGAGAGAUGUUAAUGGCGGAUUCUAUAGCGCUGAGGAUGCAGAUUCAUUACCAUCCGAGUCUUCCGAAAGAAAGAAGGAGGGGGCAUUCUGCGUGUGGAUAGAGUCCGAGAUUCGAGAACACCUAUCCGAAAUGGUGCCAAAUACUAAAGUGACGCUCGCUGAUGUCAUUUGUAAAUAUUUCCAUGUACUUCCAGAGGGCAAUGUUGAUCCUUAUCAGGAUCCCCAUCAUGAACUGAAAGAAAAAAAUGUUCUCAUUGUGAAAGAGGAGGAGGAAGAGUGUGCAAAGAGCUUAGAACUAGAUGUGGAUGUUUUCAGGGAGGCCUUGCUGAAGGGAAAAGAAAAACUUUUUGAAAUUCGCCAACAAAGACCCAGGCCCCACAUGGAUGACAAAUUUGUAACCUCCUGGAAUGGAUUAAUGAUCAGUGGUUUUGCAAGAGCUGCCCAAGUGCUACAAGACCCAAAGUAUGCUGAGAUUGCAAUGAAAGCUGCACAAUUUGUACACAAACACCUAUACAAUGCAGAGUCUAAUUGUUUGCUACGAAGUGCUUAUAAAGGAAGCAACUCAACUGUUGCUCAAAUCCUGAGUCCAAUUCCUGGUGUUUUGGAAGAUUAUACUUUCCUUGUGAGGGGUGUUCUGGACUUGUAUGAGGCGACAUAUGACCCAUGGUGCCUGGAGUGGGCAUCUAAGCUACAGACGACACAAGACUGCUUAUUCUGGGAUGCUCUUGAUGGUGGAUACUACAACAGUGUCUCCACAGAUACGUCCAUUGUAUUGAGGCUAAAAGAAGAUCAAGAUGGGGCAGAACCCAAUCCCAACUCUGUAGCCGCUACCAAUUUACUCCGUCUUUCUAACAUAUUUGUGGAUUUGAGCCUGCAAGAUAAAGCCGUCAAAAUAUUGUCCCUAUUCAGCCAUCGAAUGACCAUGCUGCCUAUGGCUCUUCCGGAAAUGCUCUGUGCUUUGAUGUUCUACAACUCCAAACUAAAGCAGAUUGUCAUAACAGGUACACCAGAGAGUGAGUCAACGCAAGAAUUUUUAAGGAAGAUCCACUGCCAUUACCUGCCAUUUAAAGUUCUCCUCCUGGCUAACGAGAACUCUGCCAAGCUUCUGUCAGAGAGACUGAAGUCUCUGGAACAUUUGGACCACUCCAAACUAGCUGACAGUGUUGCACUGGUCUGUGAAAGGCAGUCAUGCUCUCUGCCUCUCAUGACCCCCGAAGACUUAGAAAAAUGUUUAGUCUCUCCUCUUUCAAAAGAGGAACCUGCCAGUUAAAAAGAAAAGUCCAGUCCAUUGGAUGAUGCCAAAUUGAAUAUUUCUCACGGAAGGAAGCAUUUGUCUCAAAGGGAAGGCUCUCUCUCGAUCCCAAGAAGUGCUCUGGGAAGAUAUUUUAAAAUGAAAAGGGAGUAUUUUUCUCUACUCGAAUCCCUCCUCCCGGUGUAGCUCUCAGAUUAUACUUGUUUAUUCUAAGGUUAUUAGAUAACUCAGGCUUAGAUUAAAGUUCCAGACACACUGUUGUGUCGACAUGGUGUUAGUUACCAUAAUCGUUAGAAGUAAUUAUAUUAUGAUUGUUAUUCUCUGUUUUAUAUUUUUAUCUUGUGAAAUGUCUGUUUAAAUUUUUUAUGGUAGUGUUUCAGGUAGUACGCAAAUUCAUUUCUUCCUCAUCUGUUGUAAGCCCAUUAGGCCUAAAAACAUUAUAAUUUAUUUAGUAUCAUUAAAUAAUAUGUUGAAAAAUUAAGUCUCCUAAAGAGAAGCUUUUGUUCAUAAGAAUGAAAAAAGUCUAUUUUGCAGAUUAGUUUAUUUUCUCUAGCUUAGAUAACUUUCGAAAUGCAAUGCUUUUUUGAAAUUUGUUUUAAAAUGUAUAUCCCUUUAUAAUACUGACACAUAAUUUAGCUUCUAGGGAUUCCUAGUUCUAUUAUGGUAAAUUUUAAAAAGGAAAAUGUGUUUUAUGAAAAAUGUUUAUUUGCUAUUGAAUUAAGUAUUUUUUUUAAAAAAUUUCAUUGAAAUUGAAUUUUAUUGAAUGGGAAAUCAUUUUUCUCAGGAUGUAUUUAUUAUUUUGAAAAUGAAUAUUCUAAUGAAUGUAUAAGAUUUUGAGACACAUUCAUUACAGUAUUAGUACUCAAGGGUGAACUUUAAGGUUUAAUUUUUUUUUCAUCCUAAAAUAAAGCAUCCUAAUCCAAAAUUGAAGGCUAAUUUCCAAUCAUUAAACAUACAGAGAGAUUCGGAAUGUAAUGUUUUGUCGUUCUAUAAACAAUAAGCAAAGGAAUGGUUUUUUUUAAUUGUUUCAUUUGUUUACUGAUAGUUUAUUGUAUUGAUGCACUUUAUAGAUCUAUAUGUUAAAGAAAAAAGGUUCCAAAGAAUGCUCACUUAAAGAAUCGUUGGUUUGAACCUCAUGAAUUGUCACAUGAGAGGUUUAAUAUUGAAUCUGUUCAACCUAGUAUUUCUCAUUCUUACAGAGUAUAUUUAUUGAAGCCAAUUUCUGAUGAAGGAUAAUCACUACAGUGAUUUAUUUGUUCUUUUGACGUUAAGUAGUUUCUAUUGCUGAUAUUUUGACUAUUAUUAGUUUUUAUUAAACAGUUUUAAGUCAUUUAUUUUUUUACAAUCGUUAAAUUACAACAUUCAAAUGACUUAUAGGCAUGGUUGUUUUGUUUUCAUUUUUAGAUGUAAUUUUUUUUUUUUUAGCAUUUGUUUAAUUUUGAAUAUUUGUUGAAUACCGAGUGCUUCAAACUUUAAUAAAAUAUUAAAUGACAUUUUAUAGUUACAUUGUUUAAUGAAAAUUAUACCAGUUGAAGAAUUUCUCAACUGUGGAAGUAAAAACUUCUGAAAAUAUUAUUCUAGCUUUUUAAAUUACAGAAGCAUUUGCUAUUUUAAAGUUGUUGUAGUUAAAGGAAGCUUGAAAAAGGAAAUGGAAUUUGAUGGCACAGUUGUAGUUGAAUUCUUAUUUGCCUUUAAAAAAAUACUUAUUAUAUGCAGUAGGCAUUUGCUGUAGUUUUUAAUCUGCUUACUUUACUAUUUACAUCAUUUUCCUUAGUUUGAAUCAGCUGUUUGUGACAAAAACCUUCAAGUUUCUCUGUUCUUACCAAUGAAAAUAAACCUGUAUACUUUGCAACCAAAUGAAGAGGAAGUUGGCAGUUUUAAAUAAAUUGUAGCUUGAUCUUAUAAUUGAAAGAGUUACACAAAUACGUGCUGGAAUUAUUGUUUUAAAUCGAUUUGAUGUUUUAAACCUAAAUUAAAUUUUUUUUUAAAAACUCAUUUUUGGGUUUACAUAUUUCUCCAUCCCUCCAUAAUUGAAUAUAUCAAUUUUUUUUCAUGAACUGUCCAAAUUUUUUUACUCAAUUUUCUGAUAAAGCUUAUUUAAUAUUUCAGUUUCUCUUGAGAAGUUGUAUUUUUGUCACCCACACAAUUUUUGAAUGGUGUGUCAGUUUUUUUUUUUUUUUUUUUUUUUUUUUUUUUUUUUUUUCAAAUCAAUAAUUAGUAUUGUGCAUAAAAACAUUCCUGGUGUAUUUGAGGUCUAGUUAAUAUUGUGAUCAUGUUAAUAAAAGGAUUAUAAAAAUUCAAUAAUGCUUUGCUAGAACUUUUAUUUGAACUCGUCAUAAAUAUUUCAGAUAUUUGAAUACUUUAUCUUAAAGUCAAUUGGCGUAAUGCUCAAGUAAAUAUCAAGUAAAUCCUUCUUUCUUUUUUUUUGUAUAAUAAAUUAAAUUUAUUGACUUUUCUAAAAGAAUUAUGUAAUUUUAAAUUAUUAGAGUUUCUGCAAACUUUAAAAUAUGUAUCUUUAUUUCUUAGUGGUUUGAAUAUUUAAUUUCUCUUGGUAGUUUUUGCAUUUUAAAUAAGAUGAGGCAAUAUUGUUGGUUUGUGUGAUGUAUGUGCUGAAGUAUAUGUGCGGUGCGGCAACAGUGUGACACUUCCUAAAUGCUGCUCCAAUAAAUAUGAGCUAUAAAUUAUGAAAUUAUCUCAUAUUCUGUGUAACAACUGUCUUAAUAAUUUUCAUAGUGUCAGAAUAAAUGAAUAAGUACUUCAAAAAAAAUCAAUAUUAAUUUCAAGUUUUUUAUACUUAUAAACUUAAAACAUUAUUAAACAUUUAUAUUCAUUAUAGAAACUUAAACAUUUUGUUAUUAUAUAUUUUUAACCAAUCUAUGCAUUCGUAGGCAUUAUUUCAAAGCUUUCUUCCACAAAAAGAAGAACUCCGAAAAUAUUGUGCCAUUUGUUGAGCUUUAUAUCUAGUUUUUGUAUCUUGUUGAAACAUUGUGGUUUUAAUUUUAAAUAUAUCGUACUUCAUAUUUCACUUAUUCAUUAUAUAUACAAAAAACAUAUGUAUCAUAAAAUUUAAACGGCAAUGUUGUAAAUUCAAUUUCAAUGUUAUAUUUAUCUGAUUAUAUCUUACGUGUUGAAAGUUUUUAUAUUUUAAAAUAUAUUAUUGCUAGCAUGUUAGUUUAACAUGAUUUUUUUAGCAAAAUAUUUAUAAUCAAACUUUUUAAUCCUUUUUGUUUGAGAAUACUUCCAUUUUAAAACACAUUUUUAAAUAUGUAUUAAAACUUUUAAAUAUUUUUGAAAUAUUUCUUUCUCUAUAAUAUAUUAAAGUUAUUUCUUACAUCACAAUUGUUACAUUCUCACCAUUUUAUUAAUUAAUAAAACAGAGGCGAAAAAUAGUAAUAAAUUUAUUCACUUGAGAUAUUGAACGUCAAAUUUAUUUUUAUUCAUUGCACAAAUACUGUCGGAAGAUAAAUUAGGUAAUUGAUAUAAAUAGUUAGAAAAAGACUCUUUUAAGAAGCUAAAAUAAUGCUUGAUGUGAUGUUUUUUGUCAAUAAAUGUUGCAUUUUA